Messenger RNA from Chelonus insularis, 757 nucleotides. RefSeq names its product EKC/KEOPS complex subunit TPRKB-like. The transcript is spliced from 3 exons. Bases 160 to 702 code for a protein of 180 amino acids. Lineage: Eukaryota; Metazoa; Arthropoda; Insecta; Hymenoptera; Braconidae. The record is from RefSeq and is a predicted model, not a curated record. Gene Ontology annotation, biological process: tRNA threonylcarbamoyladenosine modification. Gene Ontology annotation, cellular component: EKC/KEOPS complex; nucleus; cytosol.
ACAACGGUGAUAGCGGCCUAAUGUCAUGCGUCGUUUAGAGGCUAUAUAAAAUUGUGAAUAUUACUCUGUAAUCAGUGAUAAUUAAUAACAUUCGUAGAAAAAUAAUUUAUUAAUGAUAUUUAUGAUAAAAUUAUUAUUAAAUAAAAAUUCAGAGUCACAAUGGAAAAAGUAUUUGAACAACAACUGGAUCAAGAUACUGGAAAAUCACUAUCAUUAUAUUUCUAUACCAAUGUGAGCAAUAUGCCCGAAUUCCGGAAAAAAGUAUUAUCAGGAGAAUUAAAAUGUUGUAUCCUCAAAGUAUCUCUUAUAAUAGAUGUCUUCCAAGUUGUAGUAGCAGCUAAUAAGGCAGUCAAAAGAGAAAAAUUAGGUAUACUUGUUACAAAAUCUGUAUUUACUGAAAUGAUUUAUCUCAUGUCACUAUCAGAUAGUAUAUCUGCAUCAUUAAAUCGAUUUGGAGCUCAGGACGACGAUGAAAAUGUUGUAAUAGUUGUAAUUCAUGAGAAAGAAAACAAAGAAUAUCCAGAAGAAAUUGUUAGUCAUAUUAACGGUCAGCUAACCUCAUUUUUGGACAUAAGGAAAUGCUGUAAUGAGAAAUUAAUUAAGGAAAUAUACAAAAUAGGUCGAAAUGAAUUAGAAACAUCUAGUUUAGUUGAUGCUGUUAUUAGUAGGAUAGGAGGGAGUUAUCCAAUUAAAAUGAGAUAAAUUUUGAUACUUAUGUUUACAUGAAAUAAAAACUAUUGGGUUUUUUUUAAUAUUA